AUACGCUAAUAGGCCUAAAUAAAGUUAUACACAACAUACCUAUUUUUCUCUUCUAUUCAAUUUAAAAUUGAUUGCAGUUUCUGUUUUUCUUUCUAUUUUGUUGUUUUGUUGUAAUUUAACCCUCUAUAUAAUCGCUACGUGAUUGUGUUUUGUUGGUUUUUUCUCGUUAUUAUUUGUUUGGUUAAAGACACCAUAGACGUUGUUGGCGAGUGGAAUGAAUGAAUGAAUGAAUGGUAAAGCGGUAAUUUAUUUGUCAAGAUUCCUGAACAAUGGCGUCUUUGGUAACAGAAGUGUUAAUGAAUACAGGUUUGCUGGAGAAGGAGGACCUAGCCACUCGCAUCGAUAAGGUAUCAACCCAGAUCGGCGAGUUAAAGGCGGAGAUCAGCCAUGCCCUGAGACAGCGCUAUGUGGACUUCAUCCCGUCUCAAGACAAGAUCGAGAAGAUGCACACAAGGGUCAGGUCCUUGGAUACUGAGAUGCAAGACCUCGGGGACAAGAUACAGGGGGACAUUCGUAUAAAGCUGAGAACAUCUACUAGUGAUGUGGUAGAAUUAAGCAAACAGCUUGACCAGUCUAAUGCGACCAUUGCAGUCCUUACAACACUUUGCAAGGCACACAAGGACAUAAAAGAGUUCAACACAGGGAUACUCUAUGAGGAGUAUGUACAGGCUGCUGACAUCUUGCAUUCGCUGGAGGGCCAGCUCAACAUGCUGUAUAGAUCCGGAUACCAUGAGAUGAAGAUAGUGCAGUCACUGAAAAGCGAGGAAACCGUUGUGAGGGAAACAUUAUUCUUCCAUCUUGGAGAAUCUUGGUCGAAGACUGUCAUGUUUAAACCUGUGGAGGGCGGUAAAGGAAAAGCCUCAAAGUCCAUUAUUAGCCCUCAGCUUGUUGUAGUUCAAGCUGAGAAGUUUCAAUGCACUCUCCAGGCCAUGGAAACCACAGGCUGUCUCACCAACAAGCUGGAGAGUUUCAGUAAGAAGUUACUUGAGCAUGUACUCCACCCAAUCAUCAGGAGAGCCGAUGUCCUUCCCGCCACAGAUUCAAAUCCACAGAAAGUGACAGUAACCAUGGUGAAGUCGAAAGUUGAGCAACUGUCCUCCAUCCCGUCUCCAAAUGCUGUCUUUGACAGUAUCCUCAAGGUCUUUGAAGCCCUUGGUCCGCCCCUCUUGAGCCACAUGGUGAAGCGAGGGGACCGUGGUCGGGAGGCACAAGUCAUCAGUAUCAUGAGUAUUCUAGGUUCUCUAAUCUGGCCAAGCAUGUCUAAAGUCCUCAUCAAGGAUUGCUUAACUCCCUCCAUACCAGUCACUAGUACAGAGUUGGAUGACUACAAAUUGAUAUUCGAUGCAACAAGGCAGUUUGAAGAGGCACUUCAAGGCUUAGGCUUCAUUGCACCGGAUUCACACCCUCUAACAGACUACGGCAUGAACGUCAAUGUCCAUUUUGCCAAUAAAAGGUGUCAAGCAUUGCUAGUUGAAGCUAGGAGACUGAUGCAGCAGGAUCUUCAUAACACAGUGGAAGUUGGAGGGAUAAAGACAAGUGCAGAUGAAGAGGGGUCCGCUGAAGAGAAGAAUCCACUGGGACCAGGGUUGGCAGCCUUCCCACGUUGCCUUAUCACUGAGAGUGUGCAGAAACUACUUGACAUGUGCAAGCAGACCUUGUAUGAGGCUUCUACUAGUCAGGAACAAUGUUUUCAGCUGUUUUUCACAGUGAGGAACAUGCUGCAGCUCUUCUGUGAGGUGGUACCUCAUUAUCAUAAAGCAAGUCUAUCUCAACUACCUCGUGCAGCUGCCCUUCAUCAUAAUAACUGCAUGUACAUCAGUCAUCAUCUCUUAACCUUGGGUCAUCGCUACCAGCACACCUUCCCAUCCCCGCUGUCGGACGGAGCCUCCAUAUUUGUUGACCUUGUACCCGUGUUCAGGAAAGAGGCCGUCACACCCUUCCUAGCCCAAAUGAGAUCUCAACGAGACCUACUUCUUGAGUCUGUACGGAUAGCUGAAGGGUUCCAGAGGGUGGCCGAUGCAGAGAAUGUGACGUCUGCUAACCGUGCUAUCAAACAGGUGAUUCAUCGAUGGACCCAUCUCAAGGCCGUCUGGGCCGAAGUGCUACCUGACAAUGUUUACACAAAAACCAUGGCAACGCUGGUCAACACGGUUCUCAUGCACGUAGUAGAGCAGAUCACUAGACUUGAAGACAUCUCAGCUGAUGACGCAUCUCAGCUUCAUCUCAUUUUCACCAAACUGAAAGAUGAGACACCUGACAUUCUUAAGCCAUCAGAAUCAGAGGAACCUGUUAUCAUGGAGGUGAUGGUGAAGGAAUGGAGGCAGUUUCUAGAGCUUGGUUUCAUCCUCGAGGCUUCAAUGCAAGCCAUAGUAGACAGAUGGGCAGACGGAAAGGGUCCUCUAGCUCUGGCAUUCACAGCCUCCACAGUGAAGGGAUUGAUCCGAGCACUUUUCCAGAACACCGACAGAAGAGCCAACGCACUCAGUAAAAUCAAGCAAACGUCAUGAGAUCUACCCUAUUCAUGAUGGAGUUUUAAGCUUGGGUAUGAACAUCAUUCAAAGACUUGGACAGGAGAGUCGUUACACUUGAGGAUAUUCAGAUGAUGUCACAUUUGAGAUCUAAUCGGAACAUGGACACGUCAUCUUAGUGGAAUGUCGAGCCAGAUUUUGAGUUUUGUUCCACAACAAGGUUAUGAGAGUCAUGGCAUUGGGUAAAAUCAAGCAGACAUCGAAAGAACUAUUUGGAACAUUGACUUUUAAUCAUGAUGUUUGGAUCCAAAGGUUGAUGCGUAGUGGAAGUUCAGGUCAUGAUGAUGAAGAACAUUUGCUGAUGGAAAUAUUUUUAAAAUUCUUCAAGAUCUUUAUAUUGAAAAGAACUGAAUUUCUAAGAUCCAUAUUUCGUGGCAUUCUGUUGUCUUCAUGAGAGGAAAUCAUCUUGCCUCAACAUAAUUCUAAUUUGCAGCCACCAGACUACUAUUGUGAAAGUCUGCAGCUCUUAAGACGAAGUUGUGUAUCCAGUUACUAUGACAAUAACUAUCAUGGUGCAUGUACUAACUUUAUGAUUAAUCCAUGCUCUCUUUGGAAAAGUAAUAAAAAAAGUACCAGCAUAAGUCUACCAACAGUUAAAGGUAUAUGGAAUCAUAAUGAAAAUGGGAGAUCUUAAAUGAACUGUCUGGAUAAGUGUCUGAAUAUGAAGUGAAAUGAUGUUGAACUACUGAAAUUCUUAUUUAUUGUGGAUUUCCUUUAAGAUGGGAACUUAAUUAAACUGUGUACCUACAUUUGCAUGAGAUACAUAAUUUACAACUACAUCAAGUAGCCCCCCCCCCCCCUUCUAAAAAAAGUUAACAACAAGAAAUUGAUAUGUUGCCUUUUGCUGCAGUAGAGCUGUAUGAAAUGCUUUUGUCUUCCAUAAAAUGUGAAUAAAAAAUGUGUAAUUUAUGUUUUGAUAAACAUGAACAGAAUAGAUUCUUCAAAUUUUAAGAAGUCUGUUUAUGAGUAUGAACAUGUAUCUGUCCAAGCAAUUGUAACAUAUGAAACCCUUUUAGCUGUUUAAGGUGCCAUAUGUUUUGCAAAUGAUGUUGCAAGGCAAUGAUGUGCUUAAUGUAUGUGACCAUCACCUUAAAUCACCAAUAAGUUACAAACCUGAUAUGGGGGCAAUUGAGGGAAAAUCGGAAUUGUAUUUUCAAACAAUCUCUUUUCUGUCUUGUGUGCAUGAAAACAGGUUUGAAAUGUUACAUUUUUGUUGUUGUUGUUGUUUUGUUGGGGGGGGGGGGGUCAAAUAAAUGGGACCUGAUUCAUUUAGUAUCAUUUAGUAUUCUUAUUAACAAGCUAUCCAACAUAACUUGCUUUUGCUGUGACCCCACCCCCCCCCCCCCCCUCUGUAAUUGCCAUUACCCCUUAUAAUGCAACUGUAUACACAUUUUUAAUGGGGUUUCGUUAAUUCAUGGUCAAAACACCCGCUUCCCCUAAAAAACACUAUUUAAUCUUAUAUGGGGGUCAUGACCCCCUUAUUUUUGUUACACAAGCCCACUGAUUUACUUCUCUUUUUCACAUGAUUGGUGAAGUCUUCCAUGUACUUUAACCCUCAGGUUUUGUUGAAUUGAUUUUCUUGAAAAUGGUUUCUUAAUAAUAUUGUACAUGUGUAAAACAUCAUCAAAUGAAAUGUCAAUGCUUCAACAAGUAUUGGAAUCUCUGCAAGAGUCAUGUUCAACGGUACAAGGAAGAUGAUAUAUGGUGAAGCAACAUGAACAGAAAUAAUGUAGAGUUACUGUAUGUUUCUAUGGCAUUCUUCCUAUUUCUCAUUGGAGAAAAGACUUUAUACAUUUUUAUUUUGGGUUGUAAAAAUUGUGCGCUUCUAGCCCUCUAUGUUAUACAGUUAACAAUUUAAUUAUUCAUACCCUUUGUAAACUUGAUGUUUUGUGUUUUGGUAACUCAAGAAUGAAAGCUGGACUGGAUUGAAUACUUUUAAAUGUAAGCUUUGAUAUUUCUCAUGCCCAAGAUAAAGAAAUUAGGACAAAUCAAUUUAUCACAUACUUACAAAAUUACAAAACUUGGUAAGGGUAUGAAUAUUUAAGGUGUUAACUGCAAGUGUACCAUAGAAAAUUAUAUACAUGUAAAUGUAGUGUUUAAUCCAAUCUUUGUCCACACUUACUGCCUUAGUAUUUUAUUUUGAAAAUUUGUUAUAGGUUAGGCAGUCGAUAUGGAAAGAGAGAGAGAGAGAUAGAGAUACAAAUCAGAAUUCCUUGUUAAAUAGCUUUUUAUUUACAUGCCUUUCUUUUUAUGAUUGUUUAAUUUUUUUGCUCUGUCAAUAUAUGUAUUAUCAUGUUGAUUAAAACAGAAUAUGAAUAUGCUG
Molecule: messenger RNA, 4851 nt
Organism: Strongylocentrotus purpuratus (purple sea urchin)
Lineage: Eukaryota; Metazoa; Echinodermata; Echinoidea; Camarodonta; Strongylocentrotidae
Gene: zw10
Product: centromere/kinetochore protein zw10 homolog
Exons: 21
Coding region: 270-2507 (745 amino acids)
Biological process (GO): mitotic cell cycle; endoplasmic reticulum to Golgi vesicle-mediated transport; mitotic spindle assembly checkpoint signaling
Cellular component (GO): chromosome, centromeric region; nucleus; RZZ complex
Source: RefSeq, a predicted model, not a curated record